This is a messenger RNA of Magnolia sinica, 1449 nucleotides long. RefSeq lists its product as uncharacterized. The record is from RefSeq and is a predicted model, not a curated record. Gene Ontology annotation, molecular function: metal ion binding. The transcript is spliced from 9 exons. NCBI's taxonomy places the organism in Eukaryota, Viridiplantae, Streptophyta, Magnoliopsida, Magnoliales, Magnoliaceae. The coding region runs from base 565 to 1299 and encodes 244 amino acids.
AAUGACAAACAUCUCCGAAUAGGAAAGACGGACAAAUAUGUUAAAUCAAUAGAUUUCAGAGAGUUUUAGGUAGUGUACUUAAUUUUCAGAUCUCAGAGAGUUAACAAUCUGGCCCUGAGAAAUCUUCAGCAGAUUCCACAUCGAGUUUGGGUUCCACAAGAUCAACGGUCUGGAGCAACGAACCGUGCUCCCGACAUGCACGUUUUCUGCUGAGCAGGACCCUAUUAUUAUUAUUCGCACAAAUCCCAGUGGAGAGCAUUUGGGUCUUUGCUGUCUGUUGGCGCCAUGAACCAAAACAACAGCUCAUCAUCGUCCAACCCAUGUCCAAUCUGCCUCCACUCCAUCAACCAAGAAGCAUAUCUUGACCGUUGUUUCCGCCCUUCAACCCUAGUCAAGGUUCUCCUCCUUAGUGCAACCAUCUCCAGUCUUCAUUGCAAGUGAUCAAGACAUCUACUGAAAUUUGAAAUAUCCUGGGAAAUUUCUAUGCCAAGGUGUGGAUGGUGAAGAAUUCGUAAGUGCUUUUAGGUGUUUGCUGAUGUUCUACUGGGAAGAAGUGUAUAUGUGAUGGUCCAAGAUUUCAAAGCACUCUUUCAUGUAGAUAAGUUCUGCUAUGAUUGCAUUGCUCAUUGGUCCCAAUGGGUUGCUAGCCAGAGCCGUAACUCCAAUUCCUCUUUACAGUGUCCUCUUUGCAAGGUAGAGAACUUUUCAAUAAUACAUGGUUGUGAUGGGGAUUCUUUCCAACAACAUUAUAUCAACCAGGAUCUUGAAAGGGGCUUUUCUUUUUCGGAAGCUCAUAGAUAUAGAUUACAAUGCUAUUACGGUGAACCGGUUGUCAUAGAUGACAAAUUCAAUGUUCUAAGGUAUUGGAAGUGCCAUAAGUAUCUUCAGCCAAACCAGUGGCUUCAAAGUUGGCUGAGAAGGGAAAUUCAAGCUCUUGUUCAGGAGGAAGAUGUUGACAUCAUUGUGCAUCACAUACUUGGUGUCGUCGAGUCUUUCUUGAGAAGAAAUGAAAGAGAGUGUUUCAAGUGUUCGCCUGAACAAAAACGAGAAGAGUUCAGGGCUUUGGUUUCUGAUGCUGCUGGACGUUUUGUAUUAGGAAAAACGGAUCGCUUUGUAAAUGAGAUGGAACUAUUCCUUGCUUCAGGUUUAAACAUUGAAGCUUAUGAUGAAGUCUACAUGCAGUGCUUGGGCUUGCGUACUUCGGGUGCAACUGGUAGUCCCACGGAAGGAAUACAUGACCAAACACCACAACUUCCGUAUUUGGAUCUCUUUGGUGAGGACAUUGAUGGGUCUGAUUGAAUACAUGUUCUAUAUAGAAAUAAGGUGUUUUCUCCUUUCUAGUAACGGUGGUUCACCAAUAGAUGAUGAUGUAGAACGUGUCACAGAUACAUUCCUAGCAUGGUUGGGGCCAAAAGAAGGUGGACCGUAAAUUGACUGUAACUUUUGAUC